AUGGCAUAUGAUAGUAACACAUUGUUAACAGAAGUAUAUAUUGUUCUUCUUUUUAUCGCGUCUGGGGCUUUAGUGCUUGUGUUAUAUAACUGCAUCUCGAUGAUUGCAUGGGGCCUGGAUCGUCGUAGGAGACAACAAGGCCUCGUAGAGACAGGGCGGCAAGAAACUGAGGUGAAAGUUGAUGAUUAUGUGGUUGGGCACAUCCCAACCCACAAACACAUGAAGGUCGCGGGCUCAGAAGAAGAUGAACAUGUGUGUGCCGUGUGUUUGAGUGAGUUCGAGGAAGGAGAGGAGCUACGCACUUUGCCUAAGUGUAUGCACUCGUUUCAUGUCCCAUGCAUCGACAUGUGGUUGUGCUCGCAUCGUAGUUGCCCUAUUUGUCGAGUGGAUGCAACCAUUGUUGCGCCUCCAUCGGUUGACAUUAUGUGUGUAGUUGACCCAUAA
Molecule: messenger RNA, 444 nt
Organism: Helianthus annuus (common sunflower)
Lineage: Eukaryota; Viridiplantae; Streptophyta; Magnoliopsida; Asterales; Asteraceae
Product: RING-H2 finger protein ATL51
Exons: 1
Coding region: 1-444 (147 amino acids)
Biological process (GO): protein ubiquitination
Source: RefSeq, a predicted model, not a curated record